AUGGCGUCCUCACCGGCGGAGGGCGUCUCAAUACGGACGAUCAGACUGAAAGUCUUGUACACCUUUGACGUUGAACAGAAGGACAACCACCUUGCAAGAUGGCCUCAUUCCAUGGAGGUACAGACCGCCUUCGUCGACGACGUGAAUCAAAUCGGCGUCAUCGACCUCCGAACGUGCUUGGAAGCCGUCACCACCGCGAGUCCAGAACUCGCCACACAUCCAGAAAAUGACUACACGGUUUAUGCAUACGAUUACUCAGAACCGGAUACGCCGUUAGUGGGACAGGGACUGUUGUCGAGGGCAUUUGGUGCCGAUCAAGGCCAGGGCGCAGGCAACGAUAAUGAUUCCAUGGUGACGGGCAAGAUCACCAAGAAUGUUAUGGGCCUGUUUUCGAAGAACGCGCAGGAGAUGCUCGAAGUCAGACUGCGCCUAACACCUGUGUCCACCUUCUCACAGACGCGGUAUCGCUCGGGAAGCGUGAGUUCACAAGACGGCAUUCGACCGCAGUGGAGCAAUAGCUCGCUGACACAAGCUAUGCCAUCCGCCACGUCGCCAGUCGACACCUCGGGCCUUGAAGCAAUGCAGAGAAUGCUGACCCGAGAGAACAUGCAAAAUUCUGGACCAAUAAGCAGACCGGGUACGCCCAACGCGUCCCAAAGCCUCAAUGCACCAGCAAGACAGGCUGGGCCCUUGUCUCGUCCAAGCUCGAGAGCCGGCAUGCGUCAGCCAUCUCACGCGCGACGUGAUUCUUUCAACUCUGGUUACUACAGUGGGGACGAUAUCGUCGAGGAGGGCACGGCAAGAAAGCGCGCAAAAAUAACCAAAGUCGAUUGGCCUACCAAGUCUGAUCUCAACAUUGAACGACAGCCUGAGUCAUUACGUGUAGCGGCAAGCAUUGCAUCCAGCGUGCGUCUUCACCGGCCGAUAGCGUUGAAUCCGGCGACUGCAGGUCAAGCAGGUGUUUCUUCGGAAGAGCCGGUCAGACCGCCCACACCGAUACCUGUCAAUAAGUCCGGCAAACCACGCGGUCGACCUGGACGACCAAGGAAGAACCCGAUAAGCAACCUCGUCCAUGGGGCUCAGAUUCGAGGGUCUUCCCCCAACCUUGAGUCGGCACCUCAACCCGAGCUUCUCAAUGUCCCCAUCACCUCUCCAGAAGAUACCCGAGCACGAAGCGUUUCCAGUACCCCUGCGAACAUACCAUCUUCGCCACCAGUCAUGCCUGAACAACAACAUUCCGUGAUCACUAGUCCUGCACUUCCACCCAUGGCUGAUCAUGGUCAUGAUUCGGGCUUCAUGAGUGAGAAUUUUGACGAGCUUUUCGGAGAUGAUCAGACCCUGCAUUUCGGCGACUUCAUAGUCGACAAGCCGGACGGUCAAGGUGACCAUGAGACAGGUUGGGAACGACACAACAACGCUACCGCCAUGUAUCCUUCGGUCUUUGAAGAUGGCAACGAGCUCGAAGAUCAUCCAACCAUCCAAACUAAAUCGAAUAUGGUCCCCCCUGCACCCCCGGCUCUGUCGAGGCCCUUGGCUAGAGCGCAGUCCUACACUCCUGCUCCGCGGACAAAUAUGUCGUCUCCUAGGCUGGCACCAGCACCUAUCCCAAGGGCUCGCCAGAUCAUGGAGGAGCAACGGGAUCAGCAACGCAUGAAAACAUUAGCACCUGCACCAGUACCAAAGAGCGAUCCGCCUUCGAGAGCCUUCCAACGUUCGCAGACAUGGGCACCCGACAGUGACGCAGUCAUGUCAGAUGCACCCACAUCGGAAGAAUCCAGAGCCAAAGCUGCUUCCAGGAAAAAAGUGGGCAAGGAACAGACUAAAGCGAGACUUGAAGCUGCAAUCGCGAAUGGAGAGAUGCCUCCUUUCUGCGACAAUUGUGGAUCUAUCGAAACCCCUGCAUGGCGACGUGCGUACGCUAAGACCUUCAAGUGUAACUGGGACGAUGUUGAGACGUCUCUGGACACGGGCGAAUGUUGUUACAAAGAGAUUCUCGAACAUAACCCUGAUGGGAGCGUGAAGGCGUUCAGAGGCUACAAAGUUGAAAGAAGAGCAGGCGACGAAGCAGAUCAGUGGGUAUCGAUCCUCUUGUGCAACCCAUGCGGCCUAUGGUUCCAUAAGCAAAAGUGUCCUCGACCGCCUGAAAAGUGGCAGAAAAAAGAUCCCAAGGAAAGGGGCAAGCGAAAGCGAAAUUCGAACUCUUCAAAGCUACCGAAGAAAGCUAAUGGAACCCUGAAUCCGAAGAGUGAUGCCCAAACCCCUGCUAGCGACGACUCUUCACCGGCUGAUACUGCAACCGAAGCCCCUGAUGUUGAUGAAAACGAAAACGAAGCGUCGAACAAUGGGGACUUCAUGGCGGACGAUGUCGAACCACAAUUGCCCCCAAUGCUCCGAACGCUCAGAGCUAGUAGUGCUGACCCUGGACCAAGGGGUUUGCAGGCAAGCUUUCGCCCUCGAGGCCCUAGCAGGCAAAUUCAGUCAAGCCCUGGACAAGCACAUGGAUCCGAAGGAGUACCCAUCGAAAUAGACCUUACCCCAAAGCCUGUAAGGAGACAGCUGUUUCCAUCCCCCGACAAAGUACAGGUCCGAUCGGAUCCACUCCCGGCCACGUCCUCCUUUAAUGCUACAACUCACCCUCACCUUCCAGCCUUUGUCCGGCGAAGUCCCAGACUCAACAAGACCCGAGACGCCUUCGAAUUGUCCGCAGGCGGUGUGGAAGUGGCGGUGGAUGGCAAAGAAAAUGUCGCUCCAGUACAAGCACCAGCUAUCAUGGAUGACGGGCUUGCUGACCUAUUUGAGGAGGGCCCUGUGGAUGUGGAACUACCUCCCAUGACCCCAACUCCCAAAAGACGUUCUGAACGACUGCUGCUGAAGACUCCAUCGAAAACUCCUCAGCGCCAAUUUGGUGCUGGCCUAUCCCCGAAUGCCGAAUUGCACCCGAGUUUUCGCACCCCCAAGGCAAAGUCAGCAGGACAUCCAGCACUGACAGCCCUGUUAGGCACUGUGCAUAAGGAUGUUCUGGAAAUGACACCCUUUUCCCGGUCAAUCCACGAAGCCUUGACUAGCGAUCUUCCGCCACCGAUGGAUUUGUCCGAGGAAGAAAAGGCACUUCUACGCGGGUCAUCAAAGAGGAAUACCCCAAACAAGGCCCUCUCCUUUGACUUCCCUGAUUUACCAUCACUCAAGAACUCCUCUCCGGUGUCGCACGAGCAACUGCUCAAUUUCAACUUCUCCGAACUGACAACUGACCACCUGAACAGUGAUUGUCCGGAUCCGUUUCACGCCAAUGCCACGAUGCCCAGUUCACCGCCUCCAGGAUUGUUUAGUUUUCUGGACACGGAUGAACAUAUUUUGUGGGAGGGCAUGCUUUCAGCAGACGGGACUCCUCUGGACGGGCAGUCAGCCUUUGCGGAUUCGCACACUGAAGGAGCGAAAGCAACGAAGCUACCUCACCCCGUGCGAAGGAGUCCUAGAAAGCAACAGCCCGAAUGA
Molecule: messenger RNA, 3492 nt
Organism: Capronia coronata CBS 617.96
Lineage: Eukaryota; Fungi; Ascomycota; Eurotiomycetes; Chaetothyriales; Herpotrichiellaceae
Exons: 2
Coding region: 1-3492 (1163 amino acids)
Biological process (GO): rDNA heterochromatin formation; silent mating-type cassette heterochromatin formation; regulation of transcription by RNA polymerase II
Molecular function (GO): zinc ion binding; sequence-specific DNA binding
Source: RefSeq, a predicted model, not a curated record